CUCAUUUUAAUGACGUAUCCUCCUGUGUUUUGGUGAAUACCUGUGCUUAACGAACAAUCUGUGAAGGGCCUGUAUUUCAUUUGGGUGUUUGUGCCGUAUUACUCCUUUUGCAAUGAACAGAAGCAAGGCCAGCGGCGUGUCGUGGGUGAAGCCCGCGGAGCCGUCCUUCCUGAAGAAGUUUAAAAAUGACGUCGGCUACAAAGAAGGACCGAAUGUUGACACCAAGCGCCAGGCGAUGCCGACACUGGAUGACGACAGCGGGAGUGAUCGAGAUGACGAGCUACCUCAAGUUGUGGUUCUAAAAGGAGGAGACCUGACCGCAGAGGACGUGAAGAAGAUCAAGGGCGACAUGCGUCCUGGAGGUGGGGCAGAGAAAGACGACGAACCUCCUCCCGAUGGUAAAAUCCUGUUCAAGAAACCAGCCAAGCGCUCCUCCUCAGACAAAUUCCAGGGCAUCACUGCCAGCUCCAGCAAAAAGAAGAAGAAGAGUGAUGGGGUAGAGAAGAAGAGGAAGGAGGAAGAGAAGAAGAAAGAGGAGCAGCAGGAGGAGGAUCAGGAGGAGGAUCAAGAGGAGGAGGAGGAGAAGGAGGGGGAGAAGAAGGAGGUUAAGUCUGGAAAGACAGUCAAAAAUAACAGCCUGCUGUCAUUUGGAGGGGAUGACGAUGAAGAUGAGGACUGAAUGUUGCUGGUGAGGUGUUUCACUCUCUUUGACCCCUGUGACAGAGUGGAAUCAAAGUGAGUGUUAAUGGUAAAAUGUUUCAUUAUAUUGGCAAAACGGAACAGGGGAAACAUUAAGACAUUGUAUUAACAUAUACUGUCUGCAGUUCAUCAACAGUGUGCAGCCUGUCCAUUCUGUAGUUGUUUUUUUAAAGGACAGUGCCACUAUUUUUCCAUGUCUAAGCCCACUGACUACUGCUCUGUUCAUUUAGUACAAAAUCAACUAUCAGAGAUUCAAUUUGCUUCAUCCAUCAGAUUGAGCAUCUUGAUUGCCCUGAUUUAGGGUUUUUUCAACUCCACUUGGUACAUUCGGAAAUGAUCAGACCGCAUCAAACCGAUAGUGUGCUAAACAGGAACAGUCAGGGCUGACUGACUGGAGGAAAAUAUCUAGCUCACAACUUCAGUACGAGACAACGCAAACACAUCUUUGCCAAAAAGAAGUGAAGUGAUGUUCACUUUGACUGUUUGCCUACCUCAAACAAGUCUCUGCAAACAGUGUUUAUAAAAGCCCUUUGAGAUAUUUUUCUUUUUCAAAAAUUGAGCUAUACUGGUAAAGUUCUCCAAGUGGAUUUUCAAUACUGAAAGGAAUGGACUCCCAAUUAAAAACCUUUGGUCAUCAGAAAUGUAAGCAAUUUGUAGUCAAUGGGCUAAAACAGAGAAAAAAACCCCACCAGUUUGAUCCUGUGUAAUCCGUCCUUUUUCAUCAAACAUCUGGCAAGAGAACAUCUGCAGUAGUCAGUGAAACGGAAAACGAGAGCAAGGCUGCUUUUGCCGUCUGAAGGUGCUCCUCAAUACAUUCGGUUGGCAGUUCAACACAAACUAUGCAAUUUAUUCCAAUAAAUGGAAAUCAAGCAACUCCAGGUGCAAACACAGGGAGAUUGUUUGUGAUUUAAAUUGUUAGAUUUUUUGCCAAAUUUUACAAAUUGUCAAUAAUCUGGUUGACUGCAGUAUUUUGCAAUAAUCUUUUCUUUUUUUUUUAAAAGGACAUUAAAAAUAAAAAGACACAUUUUUUUAUCUUUUGACAAAAGAAAAGUAAUAUUCUUGAGGUUGAAUCCAAACAGUGACACACUUUUCCUGUGCUCUUGGUGCCUUCCACUUUAGCAAACAAUAAAGCAAUGCCACAGACUCCGCCUCCUGUUACGUGGAGUCAGAACACAUUUUAAAGAUGCUCGUCAUUUAAAGGCGAAACACCGUCCUCUCAUUCAUGUUAAGAUCCUCGACCCCCGUCUGUCCGUAUCUCUGUGGUGUCGUCACAACCGUGUGUUUGUUUUUUGCGAGUAGUGUGGAAGUGCUCAUUGUAGUAAUUUUCAAACACGUUCAAUGAUGUAUUGAAUGAAUAUAUGUUCUAGCUUCGACAACGGAGCUGAAACAGUUUGUGUAGAAACCAUGCAUUUUUGUCAAUGCGAUUGUAUGAUCUUUUUUUUAAAUGUGGAUUUGUUUUUAUUGUAUGAUCUUUUUUUUUAGAGAAUGGUCGCGGCUGUAACAUUUUAAAAUAUAAAAACAUUAAAAACGACUGUACAACA
Molecule: messenger RNA, 2240 nt
Organism: Anoplopoma fimbria (sablefish)
Lineage: Eukaryota; Metazoa; Chordata; Actinopteri; Perciformes; Anoplopomatidae
Product: KIAA1143 ortholog
Exons: 3
Coding region: 113-679 (188 amino acids)
Source: RefSeq, a predicted model, not a curated record